UCCCACAGCUCGAGCUCACUAUAUUCAGCGGCUCCGGUGCGCUCGAAACUUUAUUCACUCCAGAGUCCAACACAGAGACGGACCUGUCGAGCUCUCUAAUCCCCACUGCAAGCUAAGCACUCACUGGAUAGAACACACGGACAACUUUUUACAGAGCUAUUUCCGCCUCUCUAUUUUUGGUUUUCAUUUACGGGACUUAAACCUGGGAUUGUACCAUUUAAAAAAAGACGCACUUUUUGUUGUUGAAAUAUUUAAAUGUCAUGGUUUUUCAUGUUCAUUGUAUAAAUAAUAUUUUUGGGGUAUAGUACUCGAAAUAUUUGAGAACAAGGGAAACUGUUACACAUGUUUUCCAGCCUCUGAAGAAGACUUAACAAGUUAUUCGUUCGUGGGGGGUCGAUAACAAGUGCAAUGAUUGCCAAGGUCUUCUGUUGGGAUUGCCUUACUGCUCAACUCGUCUAAGGAGCCAGCCAUGUCCUUUUGUCUGCUCUACUUCUGUCACGGAGAGAGGGCUCGGAGUGGCGGACGCGCACGAAUGUGAAUUACAUUGCAGUCAACUACCCUACUUCAAAGCACUUCAGAUAUCCGCACAGUUCCACAAACAAGUGUUUAGGAGUUGUACCGCGGGCGACUGAACGGGACUACUCACAUGUUCCUCUCCCCAAGGGAUGGUUCUUGAUCAUCCGCGGGCAGGAGCGACUUUGCGGCUCCUACAGCAGGAGACGUUUUCUUGUUUUGGGGGAAAUCGGAAUUAAAGGGAAAUGAGACCUGUACUUUGCUACUUCCUGCUCUGUACAUCGUACCUGCUGAAUGCUGUUGCUGAGGAAGUCCCGCAGGAGUUGAUAGAGAGACUGUCCCACAGCGAAAUCCACAGCAUCAGCGACCUCCAGCGGCUAUUGGACUCCGAGAUAGACGCCCCCGUAGGUGCGGAAAAUGAGGUCAUCGAGGAGACCAAGCCGAUGCAGAAGCAUCAUAAGAACUACUCCCAACAGCAUGGCUACUCAGACCUGAAGAGCUCACAGAUACACAGCCGACGCAAGAGGAGCGUUGAGGAGGCGGUGCCUGCGGUGUGUAAGACGCGGACGGUGAUCUAUGAGAUCCCGCGCAGCCAGGUGGACCCCACGGCUGCCAACUUCCUGAUAUGGCCGCCGUGCGUGGAGGUCAAGAGGUGCACUGGAUGCUGCAACACCAGCAACAUGCGCUGCCACCCCUCACGCAGGCACCACCGCACCGUUAAGGUGGCCAAGGUGGAGUAUGUGCGGAGGAAACCCAAGCUGAAGGAGGUCUUGGUCAGGUUAGAAGACCACCUGGAGUGUGUGUGCCAGUCACAACAUCACGUGACCGAGCACUCAGACGCAGACACAGACCACCAUACUAGGGCUAAAGGUAGGAAAAGGAAACCUAAAAAGCUAAAGCUCAACAAGGAUUUAUUGGCGACAUAAUAAACUUGAACACAUUAUUCCAAAGUCCGACCGCCGGACCCCCCGGCUCCAACAGGUAGGAGGACUUUAGCACCAGCAUGGCAAUCCAACCAAUGACCUACCUGCUGGUCACAAGCCCAAUCAGGGGAGAGAAAGGGUUGCCAAUCAGAUCACAAACAAAGCCACACCCAAUCAGUGUGAGGAGAGGGAGGGCUGAAAUGGACCACACUCUGUGAAUGCCACUGCAUGAUUUAGUGUGAUUUUUAUGCCUGCCUGCGCACUGCAUGUCCACUUUGUCUUAUGUUUUAUGCCUGUAUGAGUUUAUGAAUGAGGAUUUCAACCUCACCUUGUUCACCGACCAGUAUUUGUCCUUCACUCCAGCUGUCUCUGUGUCUCUGUGUGUAUCUGAUUUCAAAUACCAUUCUAGAUGACUCUACUUCCCUUGCUCUCCUCUGUAUUUCAUGUUGCCUCUUUCUUUCUCUCUCAUCCUCUCUGUCCAUUUGUUCUGUCUGUCUGUCUGUCUGUCUGUCUGUCUGUCUGUCUGUCUGUCUGUCUGUCUGUCUGUCUCUCUCUCUCUCUCUCUCUCUCUCUCUGUCUCUGUCUCUGUCUCUGUCUCUCUCUCUCUCUCUCUCUCUCUCUCUCUCUCUCUCUCUGUCUCACUCUCGCUGUCUUUCUGUCUGUCUCUGUCUCUCUCUCUCUCUCUCUCUUUCGCUCUCUCUGUCUCACUCUCUCUGUCUUUCUGUCUGUCUCUCUCUCUCUCUCUGUCUCUCUCUCUCUCUGUCUCUCUCUCGCUCUCUCUGUCUCACUCUCUCUGUCUUUCUGUCUGUCUCUCUCUCUCUCUCUCUCUCUGUCUCUCUCUCUCUCUCUCUGUCUCUCUCUCUCUCUCUCUCUCUCUCUGUCUCUCUCUCUCUGUCUUUCUGUCUGUCAUUCCCUAUGAGGCAUUGUUUGUUGUCUAUUGUGUGUUUUUAGAUCUCUUCCACCUCACUUGCUUGUACUUUGUACUGAGUCACACACUCACUGAGUGGAAAUGCAUGGCCAGCACCUGGGAUGAUGACUUGUAUAUUUGAUUACUCUGUUUUUGAAAUCAGGAGAAGGCUUAUGCCAAUGCAAUUGGCUGUGUGUAUGGGUGUGUCCACCUGAUGAGUUUAUGACACAUUCAAAUUGAACAAAAUGGGGAAGGAAUAUCACCUUUUACCUCUAACAUGUUCAAAUAAUAAUAAUAAUAUGGGGAUUAAUGAAAUGCUAAUGCUAAAGCUAAUGGUAAUAGUAAUUAUGAGGGUAAUGCUAAAGCUAAUGGUAAGAGUAAUUAUCAGGCUAAUGCUAAUGAAAUGCUAAAUGUUAACGUCAGCUCUCUCUUUUCUCCACAGUGGACAUAAGGUGAGACCCCAGCAGCAUUGGACUUCAGUGUGGAAGGGGCCAAAGAGAGGAUGCUGCCAUAUUUGGACUGCUGACCUACCCCCUUCCCUGACCCCACCCCACGCCACCUACCGCCUUUUAAAAACAAAGAUUACUGUAAAGAGAAAAAAAGACAAAAAGUUAAGAAAAUGCCAAAGGUGCUUUUUUCUAUUACCGUAAAAAGUAAUGCAGAAGGUCUCUGCCAAGCGCAGCAGAACCAACCAAUCGAACAAUGACGCGGAUGAGGAUGGUGAAGCCGAUAAAGAGCUGGGCAGAAAAGAGAGGAGGAGGAGGACAAGAUGGGUUGUCGUUUGUUGAGUAAACAGGACAAUUUGACGAUCACAGAGAGAGAUCCAGGAUGGAUCAUUGGAUUAAGCCUCAAUGGGGGAUCUGUGGACUGGAUCCUAAAAGGACACAGAGAGGGACAAUCAGUGGACUCUUCGGGACGUGUGGAGGCUUGCAUGUUCCUAGCCGUUGGCCUAACUGACACUUGCCUGGACAGUCAAUGACUGACAGAGAGAGAGGGAGAGAGGGAAAGAGAUGUUGAGAGAAGUUGUAGAGAGGUGUAGAAGGUACUGGUCGUGUUGCUUGUUGUUCCAGAACUCUCUGUACACUGUAGUGGAACUUGUGAACAUUCUGGAACUCAUAAAAUGGUCACCCAUUUCGUCUAUUUUGGAUAAAGAGUUGGGAAAAGUGUUUGGAGUCAUCAGGACCUGUUGUUCCAAGAUGUCUUCUCUGCUUCUCUCUCCUGGGUUCCCCUGUCUGCUCCUAUUGGGAUUGUGCCAGUCACCAUAUACACUACAGAACGAUUCAGAAAGGAAGAUUCAUUCAUUGCUACUAAUAAACUAUUUAUACGUGUGAACAUUCUCCUCUCUCUCUCUCUCCCUCCAAGACAUGAUGUUUUCUGUGACAUGUAAGAUUCAUGUUCUGUCUGGUCUUCUGGUAGAGAAUCUUCAUGUCCACAUGUUGUUUGUAGUUGUUCAUGUAGUUGUUACUCAUGUUCAAUGUUGCCUUAUUAUGUGCCAGUAUAUUAUCUGAACAGUCUCAAGUCUAGUUGUAUGGGCUGGUAAUGUAAGGAAGCGUGAGAAGGAGGAGAUGGGAGGACAGAGUCUGUACAAGUACAGGAAGAUGCUUUAUUUUUGUUCAAAAAUAUAUUAUGCUUACUUAUAUUCAAGCAGGAAGUAUGUUUGUUAUUUCUUUGUUUGUUGUGGUUGAAUGCUUUUAUUUAAACCAUGGAAACGAUGCAGGAAUGGCGGUGGUGAAGUGUAUCAGGCCCCAGCAAUGCACCCUGUUUGGUGGCGUAGGGUAGGCUUACAUCAGCAGUGCUGUACUGUAUUAUCUAGAGAGAUGGAUAGAGCUAACCUGGUCCCAGAUCAGUUUGUGUUGUCCUGCAAACACAUAUAGUCAUUAGCAAGGCAGCACAAACCGAUCUGAGAUCAGGUUAGUGGAGAGCUGGCUGAGGAAGACUCCGUCUGGGGCAUCGUUGGACUGUCUCUUUAACCCAGUUAUCUAGCCAAAAGUUACACCCAGUAACCAGAGCGUCAUUAUACACAACAGAAUGUUCAGCAUGUGUGUGUGUGUGUAACCACUUUUAACCCACAUCACACUCCUUUGAUAAGAUGGUGCCCAGUCCGCCCCACCAGCACACAAGCUGUUCUUAACCAGUACAAAGUCCAUCUUGAAUGAGAGAGUUUGUGAACAAUUCAACAUGAAUGGUUCCCUAGUUAAUCAAGCAGCAGUCUUCCAUUGACACGUUAACAACGAUGAAGACUGUUCCACUGUUGAUGAGUGAAAGAUUCAAAAAGAAGAUACCACUGUUUAUGGAGAGAUUGACACCAAAUCUCUAACAACACCCUAUUUCCCGUACGGUGAAGUGCACUACUUUAGACCAGAGCCACUGGACCAAAAGUAGUGCGCUACACAGGGAAUAGGUUGUCGUUUGGCACACACUGAAUCAAUAGAAAGACUUGGGCACUUUUCCAAAAUGUCUCAGAGUAGGACUGCUGUUCAUCUUAUACAUUAUGAUCUAAACAGCUAAACUGAUCCAAGAUCAGCACUUUAUGAAGUCCUGGGUGAGAGGCAUGCUGAGAGAAAAUAGAUGAGUGAAGAGGCAACAACACUGUAUCUGCAGCUGCUUUGUGUUGUGGUAACAACAUGUCCAACUGCACCCUACAGACUUCCAAGGUGAUUCCAUUGGUGCUUUAUGUAGAAAGGAAGUCAGAAGACGUUUCACCACCAUUUUGCAAUGCAUUCAUUUAUUCAUUCAUUGUUGAUAGACCAGGGACCAUUGCUUACAGUAACUAAAGAAACUACAACAACACAAGCUUAUGCCAUUUUUUAUUUGGGCCUCUAUUGGAUAAAAACAGCAAUGAUUAUAAUUUAUAUAUUUAUGUUUUCAAUAAUAAAUACAUUCUGCUUAUCAAACUGUA
Molecule: messenger RNA, 5242 nt
Organism: Oncorhynchus nerka (sockeye salmon)
Lineage: Eukaryota; Metazoa; Chordata; Actinopteri; Salmoniformes; Salmonidae
Product: platelet-derived growth factor subunit A-like
Exons: 6
Coding region: 759-1439 (226 amino acids)
Biological process (GO): positive regulation of protein autophosphorylation; platelet-derived growth factor receptor signaling pathway; positive regulation of phosphatidylinositol 3-kinase/protein kinase B signal transduction
Cellular component (GO): membrane
Molecular function (GO): growth factor activity; platelet-derived growth factor receptor binding
Source: RefSeq, a predicted model, not a curated record